AUGAAAAGGGAUACAUCGCAGCCUGCAGUGAAGUUUCUCCUGCUUUUGCUCCUGGACGGACGAUUAUGCUGCGUCUCUGUGGCGAAUGGGAAGCUGCGUUGGGAGGCGCAACUUCCCGGUGGUCCACUUUUCCACUGUGGACCAAGGUGUCAGGGUAAAAGAGAAAAACGGAUGUGGGCACAGCUCCCCUCUCGUUUUGCAUGCAGAAACUGUCGGAGCAUGGCAAUCAGCGCCAGUGGAAUGGAGGCCCAACCUGAAGAGACGUUGGGAGACAAUGUCAAAGACUGCUCGCUUGUAUUCAUUCCCUCUGGCGAUACAAAACAUGCCUUUUCUCUCAUGAAGUGGCAUUUCUUUAUUCCAUCUAAUUGCUCUGACAGGAAGGACGUUUGGCUGCCGGCUAGGGAAGUCCUUGAGUGCUGGAAUGCGUCCGCAUGCUCCGGCCAUAGGGCGUUGGACUUGCAGCAGCAAGUGACGACGCACACGGAGUUGGAUUUCUUCUCGGGGAAGCUGCUGAUAAGCCUUACUGCCGAAGCGGAGGACAUCGACAACGAGGAGGAGACUGUGCUUAAUGAAUUUUCAUGUGUGCGUGUCGUUCUGCAACGCACCGAUCACACGCAAAGUAUGAUCUUUCCACCCUUUCAGGCCCUUUCACGUUCCACCGUCGACUCGUCCGGGGAGGAGGAAGUCUCUCGCUCUUGGUACGCCACGACUUCGACGGUGAUGCUUGACGUAAUAGACCUCUCCUUGGAUACUGUUUCCUUGAAAUCAUGGUUUCAUGCGGAGAAGCAAUCGUUUCAUAUUGAACAGACCGUAGCAAUGAAUAGAUUCACCUCUUGCCUGUGCAUCUCCGGAGAAUCUGGGGAUGUUGGGAAGGUGCAACUGACAGAUCUGAGGUCCCCGAUAGUUUCCGCACAAAUUAUCUUUUGGGAGCCACAUACGGUGGCCUCCAAUGGUGGUAGCACCUCAAAGCUACGCUGUCAGGAUGUCCCUGUAGCCACGUCCUGGGAGCGCAUGGAGGCAACUCCUGGUCACAGCUGGAACUUGCAGAGGCGCGGUGGACAUGUACAGGAAAUAUCAGGUUUUUUAGAUGACAAUGGGCGCGUGUUAUUUGCAGAUUAUAUUGCACGGAAGAAUGAGUUAGCGUCAGUUUAUGCUGAGACACAGGUAUCUGAAACACAAGGGGAGGAUUAUUUGUCUUCACGCUGUUCUGUAUCUCCUGGAACCGAGAAUGGGCAUUUCUUUGGGGAUUACGACGACUCAAGCGAAACGGACUCCUCCACGGCAAGUGGUUUUUCGGAGAACGCAAUGGUGCUUCACAACAACUCUACAUUCUUCCAUAAGAGCACUGAAACGGGGGCACUAUUUCACACUGGCAAUCAAAUUUCUUUUUUUGAUGAGAACUUUGAGGUUAUUACUAUGCUUGGUCGUGGGGCCUCCGGCGCCGUGUUACUCACACGGCAACGCCUGACAGGGAUCUUCUACGCCAUAAAGGUGAUGCUCAUGCGGGAUUACUCUAGCAAAGAUAACGUGCUUCGUGAGGUGCGUCUACAUGCUAUACUCCACAAUCGUUACCUUGCGCGCUACUACGCGGGGUGGUCCGAGGCUCUCACCCCGUAUCGAGUACAGCAGCUUGAAAGUAUUGGCGUAUGCAAAUCGAGGAGUAUUCAAGACAAGUAUGUUAUUAACGGAUCAGGCUGCAUUGGUUGGUUGGACCAUCAGCAAGGAGGGCCGUUGUCCCUCAAUAGCAGUGAGAAUAGGUUGCUGCCUCCAGGCACACACGUUAUGAAUCGUAACCUUAUGGCACCACCAGAGGUAAUGCAUGAGGACUGUAAUGGGAUGUACCUUGCUGGGGGAGAUAGCCUUGACAGCGUUUGUGAAUAUUGUGAAGGUGAAGAUGACAGCGACUCGUCUUUUCAUGAAAGAACUUCAUCCUUCUCCAGUACACCGGGGAAUGUUUUGACUAGGCGUGUGGUGUUUCUUCAAAUGGAGUACUGUCAGACAACAUUGGCGCACCGUCUAGGCUCUCGAAGUGUCAUUGAUCGUGUGGAGAACAUUAUUAUUGCGUUGCAGAUAUUUUCAGCGUUACGUUAUGUUCAUCGGCGUGACUGUUUGCACCGAGAUGUAAAGCCCACAAAUGUUUUUCUUGAUUACAAUUGUCAGACCAUAGGCCUGAAUGACACGAGCGACGAUGACAGCGAUGGCAAUGCAGUGGAAGAGGAAGAGGAAGAGGAUGAUGAUGCUGCUGCAAACGCAGUCCCACCCAAUACUGAGGUUCACAGCGCCAACACCUUUGGUGACGACGAUGCAGACACCACGUUGAAGCUGCAGCAGUCAGAUCUUUCUCCUGCACUUCCUGUGCAGGUGUUAUCUGCUUUUGAGUUGCUGAGGUUGAAUGCUUCUGUGGGUUUACUUGCGCUUUAUUUGAAACGAUUCAAAUGUGCUCAGGGAGAGGCAGAGAAAAGGAAAGUAAUACGCUUGGUGCGAAAGUGGCUUAAGUGUCGCCUUGUGCAGGUUCGUCUUGGAGAUUUUGGCUUGGCAAAACCACUGGGCGAUCAGCACGUGGAGGCUGCUCACUACUUUGAUCGCAGCGCGAUAAACACCGUUGGUGUGGGCUCUCCUCUUUACUCCAGCCCGGAGCAAUUGGAGGGAGCCAUCUGUACACCGGCCGCAGAUGCAUUUUCGGCCGGUGUCUUGCUAGCUGAGUUGUAUAUACAGCCUAAGACCGUCUCAGAGAGGCUUGUCGAGCUGCAACGGGUGCGCGAAGGUGUGUUUCCGUGUUCGUCGCUCUUGCUAGACUAUCCAGAGCUGCAGGUGGUGCAGGGGCUAACGAGAAAGAACCCGAGUGCACGUAUGACACUUAGAGAUGCAACUCGUUUGUUGGUGAUAACGUUGGAUAAAAUGAUCUUUACUUUUAUUUCGAGCUGA
Trypanosoma rangeli is the source of this 2925-nucleotide messenger RNA. Its product is annotated as putative protein kinase. The transcript has a single exon. The record is from RefSeq and is a predicted model, not a curated record. Gene Ontology annotation, biological process: protein phosphorylation. Bases 1 to 2925 code for a protein of 974 amino acids. NCBI's taxonomy places the organism in Eukaryota, Euglenozoa, Kinetoplastea, Trypanosomatida, Trypanosomatidae. Gene Ontology annotation, molecular function: protein kinase activity; ATP binding.